UCCUCCAGCGCCAUUUUCGGCGUUGUCACGGGACUACAGCAUGCUGUUGUCAAACAGAUAAUAAGACUAGAGUUUUAAGUAAGACCUCAUUUUCUGUAUUCCUUCAAAAUGGGACGAAAAAAGAAGAAGCAGAUGAAGCCAUGGUGCUGGUAUUGUAAUCGAGACUUUGAUGAUGAAAAGAUCCUCAUUCAGCAUCAGAAGGCAAAACAUUUUAAAUGCCAUAUCUGCCACAAGAAGUUGUACACUGGCCCAGGCUUGGCCAUUCAUUGCAUGCAGGUACACAAAGAGACGAUUGAUAGCGUACCAAAUGCAAUUCCUGGAAGAACAGACAUUGAGCUGGAGAUCUAUGGUAUGGAGGGGAUCCCAGAGAAAGACAUGCAGGAAAGAAGACGAACGUUAGAACAGAAAUCACAAGAGAGUCAAAAGAAAAAAUCAAACAAUCAGGAUGACUCUGAUGAGGAUGAUGAUGACGACGAUGAAGCAGGACCAUCAGCACAGCAGGCUCCUGCUGUCCAGCCCCAGGCAGGCUACGCUGCUCCAAUGGCCCAGCUUGGGAUGCCUCCUGUGGCUGGUGCACCUGGGAUGCACCCAGGAGGAUAUCAAGGAAUGCCUCCCAUGAUGCCGGGCGUUCCUCCCAUGAUGCACGGCAUGCCUCCUGCCAUGCAUGGAAUGCCACCAGGCAUGAUGCCAAUGGGUGGAAUGAUGCCUCCCAUGAUGCCAGGGAUGCCUGGUAUACCCCCUGGAAUGCCACCUCACAUGGCUCCAAGGCCAGGGAUGCCCCACAUGGCCCCGGCCCCCGCAGCAGGCGCGAUACCCAGUCGACCGGUGGCACCAGCGGCCCAGCCUGCUGUCACCAAACCUCUCUUCCCCAGUGCAGCACAGAUGGGCUCUGGUGUUCAUAGCACAGCAGCUGUUUCCUCUCCACUUGCAGACCUUCAGUCUGUCUCCUCCCAGCCUCCCUUUCCUAACACGCCACAAGCCCAGCAGAGCACUUCAGGAGCUGCCGCUUCAAACUCCCACAGUACAGCCGCCUCCUCAGACCUACCCAAAGCAACAUUCCCAGCCUACACCCAGCCCUCUGUCUCUUCUUCCUCUUCCACUUCUGCUUCUAACCCCUCUAGCAGCACUGUGGCCAAACCCCCAGCCACAGUGACCAAUAAGCCUGCCACCCUCACCACCACGAGUGCAACUAGUAAGUUGAUCCACCCUGAUGAGGAUAUCUCACUGGAGGAGAUGAAGGCCCAGUUGCCCCGUUACCAGCGUCUCAUACCCAGGCCGGGUCAGGCCCAUGCGGCUGCUCCCCCAGUGGCGGCUGUGGGCAGCAUAAUGCCCCCACAGCAAGGCAUGCCACCACAGCAGCCUGGCAUGAGGCAUCCCAUGCAUGGUCAGUAUGGCGCUCCACCUCAGGGCAUGCCAAGCUACAUGCCUGGAGGGAUGCCUCCAUAUGGGCAGGGUCCUCCUAUGGUGCCCCCUUACCAGGGAGGCCCUCCCAUGGGCAUGAGGCCGCCCGUCAUGUCUCCAGCUGGGCGCUACUGAAGCAGCAAAGCAGCCACCACAUUAGGUUUGAGGUUAACACCUUUCUCUCAUCCUUGUGCUUUUUCAAACCUAGCUGCAAGCAAAGAGCAGUCAGACCAGUGGUGGUGAAGACCAACUUUAUUUGUUAGAACAU
Chelmon rostratus (copperband butterflyfish) is the source of this 1669-nucleotide messenger RNA. Its product is annotated as BUB3-interacting and GLEBS motif-containing protein ZNF207-like. NCBI's taxonomy places the organism in Eukaryota, Metazoa, Chordata, Actinopteri, Chaetodontiformes, Chaetodontidae. Gene Ontology annotation, cellular component: nucleus. Bases 109 to 1536 code for a protein of 475 amino acids. The record is from RefSeq and is a predicted model, not a curated record. The transcript is spliced from 11 exons.